AUGGGCAGCCUCCCGCAUGCCCUCAAGCCGGAUCUUGAUAUGGAGUCGUUCUUCGACUUCAACCAGGGCACUUCUCUCAACUCUCCUCAACUCUCGGGUCCUACCCCCCGCCCCUCGAUUGAUGCCUCGGCCUACUACAACGCACCCUCGCCUUUCGAGGCAGACGACGCCCACAUGUUUGCCGGCCCAAGCCAUGAAUACGAUCGUUUCAAGCAGCAGACCGGCCUCCCGGUUGGUUCUGUCGCCAGUUUCUCUGCAUUGAACCAGCCCGUCUCUGACACUUUCACCCCCAGCCAUGCCUUUGGCGGCUUCAACUCGGGCAUUGACGACAUGUCCUUUGACCCCGGCUUUGGUGGUUCGUGGUCCUCUGGCAUUGACGUCGAUGCCGACAUGAACAUGGACUUCAACGCCACCCAGGCCAUCCCUACCAUCUACUACCCUCAGCCCGGUCCUUCCCAGCAGCGUACUGCCGAUUUUGUCGACCCGGCCUCCAUCGGAAACAGCGAGGCUUCUCCCGCCAACGCGGGCAGAGUAUGGCCUGGUAUGCACCAGCAACAGGCACAGCAGGCAGCUAUGGCCAAAGCUCAGGUCCAGGCUCAUGCUCAGCAGCAAAGAAUGCAAUACGAGGCUCAGCAGCAGCAGCAGCAGCAGCAGCAGCAGCAGCAACAACAGCAAAGACGUCUAGCUCAGCAGCAGCAAGCACAGCAGCAGCACCAACAGCAUCAACAACAACUCGAAGUGAAACCUAACAGAAGCCGUGCUUCUUCGUACCAAUCUGACCCUCACACCGAGGAAAGCAUCUCUCGUCUGCUGAACCAGAUGCGUCAAGGUAGUGCUGUGCCUUCUGGCAAGGAAGACUCUGCCAACGGCAUGCUUCCUCAUGUUGCUCGCAUGCGCAAGGAAGAGGAAGACAUGGAUGAGGAUGAACGUCUGCUCAACAGCGAAGAGGGCAAGAAGCUCAGCAGCAAAGAGAGACGUCAGCUGCGAAACAAAGUUUCUGCUCGUGCUUUCCGCUCUCGCAGAAAGGAGUACAUCUCACAGCUCGAAGGCGAAGUGGCCAUGAAGGCACAGGAGGCCAACGACCUGAGAGUGGAGAACCGCAGUCUUCAAGAGGAGAACGGCCGCUGUCGCCGCCUCAUUGAGGUUCUGCUGCGCCACCCCUCGUAUGCUCCUUUCAUUGAGGACAUUAGCAAGGACCCCAGCAUUGCUGGUCCUCUAGGCCAAGGUCAACAGGGUGCUGCUGGUUCGGUACCUUCUCAGCGUGAAGCUCCUCUUGACAUGUCUCUGCUGAACCUGAACAAUGGUCUUCAGGUCCCUAGCAACUUCCAGUAA
Messenger RNA from Aureobasidium melanogenum CBS 110374, 1332 nucleotides. RefSeq lists its product as uncharacterized. Lineage: Eukaryota; Fungi; Ascomycota; Dothideomycetes; Dothideales; Saccotheciaceae. Bases 1 to 1332 code for a protein of 443 amino acids. The record is from RefSeq and is a predicted model, not a curated record. Gene Ontology annotation, biological process: regulation of DNA-templated transcription. Gene Ontology annotation, molecular function: DNA-binding transcription factor activity. The transcript has 2 exons.